Messenger RNA from Anopheles arabiensis, 1041 nucleotides. RefSeq names its product sugar transporter SWEET1 (gene slv). Lineage: Eukaryota; Metazoa; Arthropoda; Insecta; Diptera; Culicidae. Bases 352 to 1041 code for a protein of 229 amino acids. Gene Ontology annotation, molecular function: sugar transmembrane transporter activity. The transcript has 6 exons. Gene Ontology annotation, cellular component: membrane. Gene Ontology annotation, biological process: carbohydrate transport. The record is from RefSeq and is a predicted model, not a curated record.
AAGGCUCAGUCAGAAAAGAUGGAGGAGUAAAACUUGUCGUGUGCAAAGAAGUGCUCUGCCGUCAACUGUCAAAUGCGGUGGAAAUGGACCAACCGGGCGCAGUUAGCAACCGAUGUGUACACGUACCGUUAUUUGUCAAAAACACGUCUGAUUAUAAACAAAUUGCUCACGUAGCGGAUGCGACCGAAUGGAAAUUGUCCAUUUUCUAUAAUUUAUCAAAGCCAAGGGUAUACAAAGCACGGGGCAUGAUUGGUCGCGUGUCGAGGCGGUACUGCUGUUUCGAUGGAGUGUAGAAAAGUCCGAUUGUGAGCCGCAACUGAGAGGUAUUAAGCGCUGUUACCGCGUCAACAAAUGGACGGAAUUAUGUCCAAAGGCAGCCUUGCCAGCCUGGCCACGGUUGCAACGGUUCUGCAGUUUCUUACUGGCACUGUGAUUUGUAAUCGUUACAUUCGGAAGAAAUCAACAGGAGACACAUCAGCCUUUCCCUUCAUAUCCGGAUUUCUUUCCUGUUUCAUGUGGCUCAAGUAUGGUGUCCUGACGGAGGAAAGUACUCUGAUACUGGUCAACUUUAUCGGAUCCGCACUGUUUUUCUCCUACACUGUGGUGUUUUUCAUAUUCUGCGUAAACAAGCGGGAGGUGAUACGCCAAAUGAUGGUCAUAUCCUGCAUCAUAUUGAGCGCCACGCUGUACACCUUAUUCGAGACGGACGAUGAGAAGUCGAUCCGUGUCAUAGGUCUGCUUUGCUGCUGUUUGGCGGUUUUGUUUUUCGCAUCACCGCUUACAAUGUUAGCGCAUGUCAUCCGUACCCAGAAUACGGACAGUCUUCCUUUUCCGAUCAUUGUGGCAUCGUUUUUCGUGUGCUUACUUUGGACGGCCUAUGGCGUACUUAUUGGUGAUCGAUUUAUACAGAUUCCAAAUCUUCUCGGUGGAAUAUUGGCUGGAAUUCAGUUGACUCUGUAUGUGAUAUACCCGAAAAAGAAAGCUUCCUUCAGCGGUGGACCGCGGUAUUCACCUCUGGUAUCAGAAAACCCAAUUUUGUAG